Molecule: messenger RNA, 1668 nt
Organism: Verticillium alfalfae VaMs.102
Lineage: Eukaryota; Fungi; Ascomycota; Sordariomycetes; Glomerellales; Plectosphaerellaceae
Exons: 6
Coding region: 1-1668 (555 amino acids)
Biological process (GO): regulation of DNA-templated transcription
Molecular function (GO): zinc ion binding; DNA-binding transcription factor activity, RNA polymerase II-specific
Source: RefSeq, a predicted model, not a curated record
AUGACAUUCGAAUGCUCCGUCUGCGGAAAGGAGUAUCAGAGGAACACCCACCUCCGGCGUCAUGAGUCUACCCAUGCCGAGAAUGGCCGCUUCAGCUGCCCGUACUGUACCAAGGCUUUUGCUCGUCGCGACGUGUGCCGGAAGCAUGCCACCUCUUGCCUGACCAAGGGCAACAAUCGCGGUCGCCCUUCUCAUGAAGUUCAGACCAUCAAGCGUGGUCAAAAGCCUCGCGCCUGUGAUGCAUGCGCGCACAGCAAGUUGGCGUGCGACCUCGCCGAGCCAUGCGGCCGUUGCGUGUCUCGCCACUCCAUCUGCUCCUACAACAAGGUGCAGCGGGACCCCUCGAAUGCCUCAGGGAUGGACCCUUUGAGGAUUCGCAAACCAUAUACCCGUGACGCCCGGGCUCGACUGUCCAUACCCUUCUUGCUCAGCAUGACAGAUCCAAAAGCCGAAACCAUGAUCAAGUCUUUCUUCUGUGAGCCCAUGAGAGAGGCCGAAAUAGGAGGCACAGAGUUUGACCCGGAGCGAGAAUUCUUCCCGUGGAACAUUACCGACAUUCUCAUGGGCGAUGUCGAAGAUGAGCUCGACAUGUACGACUUAUUCAACCAGGUGCCCGACAUUGAUCACUCAUCGCCGGCGCUCGAUGCGCGAUUGGCCUUCAUUGUUGCCGAGCUCGGCGCUGUCCACGCUCGACUCUCAGCGAUGGAUGCUUCGUACAGCGAGACGUUCAGCAUCGACUCUGCGAAGCAGGUUUUCACCGCUCGCAACGCCAAGCUUUUCGUUUCGACCUUUUUCCGAUACACGCAGCCCGACUUCCCGCGUCUCGCGAGGUCGUGGCUCUCGAGCCGCGCCAGAAAUUGCCAUCGAAAACGUGUGAUCGAGGUGCUUCUCGCCGCCCUCAACAUACAUAGCAUGCGCGCCCUCGUCAAUGACAAGAAGGUGCGCCGCAGAACACGCACAGAGAACCUGCCGGUCAUUGUGGCGACCAUCCGGUCGCUUGGCUUGCUGCAGAUGAAGCACGACAAUCUUCCCGAGGACACCCCGUGGGACGAUUUCAUUCGCAUAGAAACUUGUAUUCGGCUGGCCGCCUGGGCCGCUUUGAUUGACUGGUCGCAGUGCGGGACGUUCAACUCGCCGCCCAUCAUAGCGAGCGCCGAGAUGACGGGCGACUUUCCCUGCUCCGAAGAACUGUGGAGUGCUGCGGACGCUACGGAGUUUAGGCUCAUGGCUUCAAGGGAGGCCGAGGCAUCGCGGUCACGCACAUCUCUCAGUCAUUGUUUGGCCGUCCUCAUGCAGGACGGCUGGCUCGGCGCCAGCCACUUUCCGUUGGAGCCAGUCACUCUGAUGAAUCUUUACUUUCUUAUCGGUGGACUAAGUGCAUCUAUUGUCUCGGCGCGCCUCAUGUCCACUCUUUCCGCAAGUGCUCCUGUCAUCCUGUCCGCUAUAGAGCGGUGGCAGGAGCUUUGGGAUCGUGAGACGACGCGAUUGGGGCCUGAAAAGGUGCGCGCGAGUGGUCUGUUCCGGCAUUCGGGCGGGGUCGCAUGGCUCGUCCGGCGAUCCGUCGAGGUGUCGAUCGGAAACGGAAAGCAGUGCGCUUACACCAAAGGUGUCGACCACGACAGCUUGAAAGAGCUGCACGAUUUCCUUCAAAUGUGUCGAGAUACCUGA